This is a messenger RNA of Monascus purpureus, 1026 nucleotides long. NCBI's taxonomy places the organism in Eukaryota, Fungi, Ascomycota, Eurotiomycetes, Eurotiales, Aspergillaceae. The record is from the annotation of a GenBank genome assembly.
AUGAGUGAUGCUCUUUGCGGUCCCUCAAAUGCGCUUCAGAACUUUCAGAAGCACACAUCGGUAGAUCGGACGCUUCAGCAGGAUCGAUUGACUUCUCGGCAGUCGCCAUCCCAGAAUUUCCGAUCCCUCAAUCCGAACGCUGGAGCUCUUGAUCCAGAGUUUGCUGCUUUCGAAACGACUUCUGCGGGCCCAGUGCUUCCUGAUAUCCAGCAUGCUACACCUUUCCUACCACAUAACACGCGUCUUUCCAUGACCGGUCAUGCCGGGAAUUCAGAUUGGACAGCAGAUUUUCAAAAUCUUCAAAUAUCUGGACCAUCACAUUCAAAUCCCCAGUUUCAACGUCCGUCAGCUGCCCCAAUAAGUACGGCAGCGCCAGGGGGCUGGCAACACGAAUUCCUGCAACAUCAACAGCGGAAUCUUACUACGCAGCUCCUUCAACCGUACAAUCAUGCCUUUCAGCCGUCUUUUGCACCUAGUUUCCCCUCUCAUGCCUCUGCAGCAGAUCUUGUCCAUCCAUCACAGGAAGUAGCUGGAGAGCGUCAAGCGCCCACUGAAGCUUUUGAUGAGUCUGCCUUUGAGGCCGCAUUCGAACAGGCGAGAGCAGAUUUGGAAUUACAGGCAAAUGAGACUACGCAGGAGGAAGUCAAUACGGCAAGGGAGUCAAUUCAAGUGGGCGCUCCUCAGACAGAGACCGGCGAGCAAAUAAAGAUUGGAUCGGAUACUAUUCCAUAUGCCAACAAGGAAGACCAGGCCUCGUCUGCGAAUGAGGCCGACGAGCUUGCUAGAACAGCAGGACAACUGCUGGAGAGCGUCAGUCAUGACCAAAGCCAAAAAUUCAAAGACAGCAAUUUCCUUGCCCUGAUGCGACGUAUCCGUGACCGAGAAGUUCAGGUUGAAGGUGAUGAAUUUCGUGAAACCGCACAGCCUUUACACCCCGGUGGGAGAAACUACCCAGACGAACACCGGGCACCGCGUCCUGGGCACGAGAAACAUGAAUUCGGGAUCACUGCUGCCGACAUUACAUGA